CGAAUCCAAUUUCUCGACACGACAAUGUGUCCUUGCCGUAUAAUAUUUUCAAUUUGCUUCGACAUUGAACAAGUGCAGACUCCGUUCUCCGAGGAGGACAAAACUCAAAUAUCGGCACGAGCUAUACGCUUACCGACGUAAGAAGAAACCCUUUUGGAUUUGAGUGUUUGCCGUGGAGGGUUUUCUUUUCAAGUCCAGGGCAUAAGAUAUGGCGGUAAAACCAACAGUUGCCUUGAGGGCUAUGCUUGUAGGAGGAAUUGCAGCGUUUGCAAAGGUAGGUGCUGCAGUGAAGGCUGCUGGCAGUGCAAAGGUUGGUGCAGCAGCAGUUGCAAUGACGGCAGCUGCAACCGCAGCUGUGUCAGGAUCUAAACAAGAACAGAAUGCUUCUAAGCAGAAGUGAAGUUAAUUUUUAUGCAAUGUGCUUGGUAAUUUUAGUGUAUAAUUGGCUGCUCCAUGUUUUGUCUUGGAACACAUUGGCUAUGCCUGAGAUAUAAUGUUUUUUUUUUCUUUUUUCUUUUAAUGUAAGACAAGAAACCAAUUAAAAUAAGAGAAAUCGCAUUGUUCUUUUGCA
Humulus lupulus (European hop) is the source of this 571-nucleotide messenger RNA. RefSeq lists its product as uncharacterized. Bases 209 to 400 code for a protein of 63 amino acids. The record is from RefSeq and is a predicted model, not a curated record. The transcript has 2 exons. Lineage: Eukaryota; Viridiplantae; Streptophyta; Magnoliopsida; Rosales; Cannabaceae.